Athalia rosae (coleseed sawfly) is the source of this 4438-nucleotide messenger RNA. Its product is annotated as pre-piRNA 3'-exonuclease trimmer-like. Gene Ontology annotation, cellular component: endoplasmic reticulum; cytoplasm. NCBI's taxonomy places the organism in Eukaryota, Metazoa, Arthropoda, Insecta, Hymenoptera, Athaliidae. The record is from RefSeq and is a predicted model, not a curated record. The coding region runs from base 137 to 1600 and encodes 487 amino acids. The transcript has 11 exons. Gene Ontology annotation, biological process: nuclear-transcribed mRNA poly(A) tail shortening. Gene Ontology annotation, molecular function: RNA binding; poly(A)-specific ribonuclease activity.
GUAUGGAUGUAGCUUCAGUUGCCUAAUAGUAAUCGACAGCGUUAAUGUUAUUUGUGACCAUGUGCUCUCACAUUUUUUUAAAAGCUCAACAGUGCUUGUGCGAUGACAGUGUAGUGAUUUUCUCAAAUAUACCGUGAUGUAUGAGGUGACAGCUAGUAAUUUCGAGGAGCUUUAUCCAAAAAUAUGCGAUUCCUUGACAAAGUCAAAAUUUAUAUCAUUCGAUGGCGAGUUCAGUAGUAUACAUUCCAACGAAAGAUCAAGACUGAGUCUGUUCGAUACUAUAGAAGAGCACUACAAUAAAUUGAGGCUCUGCACCGAACCAUGCAUUAUUAUUCAAUUUGGCAUAACAACAUUUGAUUUUGAUCGAGAUGACAACAAGUAUAUUGCUGAGGUCUUCAAUUUUCACCUCUUUCCUAAAAGUGCACCAGGUCGAGAUGCUGUUUUUGAAUUCCAGUCAUCAGCCAUCGAGUUUCUAUGUGUCCAUGGCUUUGAUUUCAACAAGUUUACUCGGGAAGGUAUUUCCUACCUCUCUGAGGAUGAGGAGCAGGAACUUCGCUGUAGAGUCUCUAAUGAAACAAUAUAUCAUUUGGAAAGUUCAAUCUCUUUCAAAGAACAAGAUGAACUCACCGCAAGUUAUUUUCAAAUAUCUGACUGGCUGAAAGACCCUGAUGCAGAAAAAUCUAUGAGCUUAGACACUGGUUCUACUCUGUUUGAAUAUAUUGUCCAAAAGGAGGCCAGACGUCGUUUCUCAAAGAUUUGGACUGAAUCCCGAAAUGGAAAGAUAAUUAUUCAAAGAGUUGAUAAGGAUUUGCGGAAAAUUCUUGUUGAGAAGGAAAAAGAUAAGCUCCAAAUGAGGCUAAUUGAUUCAUGUAUAGGAUUUUCAAAAAUUUUCAAGCUAUUAGUGAACAUGAAAAAGCCCAUUAUUGGACACAACAUUAUCCGAGAUCUCAUAUUCAUGCACCAGCAGUUUUAUAAACCCUUACCAACAAAAUAUUCUGACUUUAAAAGUAAUAUCCACCGUUUGUUCCCCACAAUCUAUGACACAAAACACCUGAGCUUUGAGCUGAGAAAAAUCGUGGGAAAAGACGGGGGACCCCUAGCAGAAAAUUGGAAGCACACUGGCUUAUCAGAGCUGUAUGAGUUGUUCAAUAACGGAAAAGGUAGAUACGCAGUAUUAAAUUCACCAAGGUGUGAAUUGAAACAGGAAGCUUCGACAGCCAACAAGAAAUUUCACGAAGCUGGGUGGGACUCUUACUGUGCUGGCUAUUGUUUCAUUAAAAUGGCUCACAUAUUUGCAGUUUCUCGAUACGGAGGAUCCGUUGAAUUACGAGCUUUAUCCAAUAUUGAGAUACUCUCGGGUCCAAGGGAAUAUGUGAACAAAGUUAAUUUGAUGCGUGCAAGCACCCACCACUUGAAUCUUGGCGGCCCUGAACCUCGCAGUGAAAGACCACAGUGGCUUUACGUCAAAUCGUUAGGACCGUUCCGACUGAACAUUCAUGAGAUCGCUGACAUGUUAUCCAUGCACGGAAGCAUCGAUGUCAAACCAUUUUCAUGUGGUCAGGCUCUAGUCGCCACUCCGAAUCACAGAAGAAACCGAUAACGUAAUGUGAGCAUAGUUUAUGUGUAAGUCAUCUUUCGUUUCCGUUCGUGAUUUGAAAACUAAGAUUCCCAAGUAACCCAGAGUAAUAAAUUAGCUGUUUUAUACGAAUCACGCCUAUAGUACCGCGGUCCGUCAUAUCUGAGAUGGGAUAAAAGCACUUUACAGCUAUCGGAUCUUCAAAGCGGAACAUCUCUAAGCCGCGAUCGCCCUCGGCACCGCUUCUCGUUCUCUGCCCUACACACGUGUACUCAUAAAAAUUAUGGUUAAUUUAUGCUGCGUGUUGGACCCCGGAAAACUCGAAAAUAUUGCGCAUUGUAGCAGAUGGUUCCUAGAACCCAGCGAUUGUUGAUGUUAUUUCCGCCAUUUUCCACAGGCUUUGAUGAUGACCUUUUACAAACACAGGUGAUGACUACGAAUAAAAGGAUCGAUGAAAUCCAGUGGAGUUUUAAUAAUAAUUUACGUCCCUGCUUUAGAUGUAAUUUUUUGCGCCGGGUAUUGUGAUCAUCGAUUGUGGAGCGUAGUUUGAAAAUUUAAAUAUAGAAUCUCGACCAGUAAAUCGUCGUUCUUUGACUGCCUUUAAAUGGCGCUGCCAGAAUUUCAGAGUGCGCGCGUCUCAUAAAAUCUUGACUGACGGGGGCUCCUGCAGCAGCAACAAAUAUCUCGAAAUGGAACCAAUGCCUAAUUUAUAACCCAUCCUAUUUGCCCGACAAAUGACCAGCGGAACCUAUGUACUUUCGUUCUUGGCAGACCCACGAGCCGCUGUGUUUGACAUAUCGCUGGUUAACGCAACGGCAUAAAUUCAAAAGACAAUUUCUUCACGAGGAGUAACCCGAUUAUCUGUAAUUGUUCUCCAAGCUUGCAUAUGAAUACCGCUAUUUAAAUUCAUUCGAAACCCUUAUCCUUCCUUCGUUUCCUAUACCGAAGAAUGGUAAAGAGAUGUUCACUCGAAACUCGCAAAUUCGCAUCUGCAAAGAAUUAGCGGUAAAGAACUUGGAAUUUUCAUAAAAAUCAUCGAACGACGCAAAGUUCGAAAUCUGAUAACAAUUGCAUUUUAACAUAUUUAGCUACAAUAAAAAUUUACAAAAUGUGAAAUUACAGAUGAGUUAGUUGCACGUUGUUCGACAGAAUAUCAAAUACUAUAUCCUGGACCAAAGUUUCUUCCUGUAAAGAAGGCUCAAAAUCAAAAAAAAAAAAAACUGAGGUCGUAGUCAAAAAUCCAAGGUCGUAGGAAAAAACGCUGCUCUGUGAUGAAACAAAGUUUCGGUUCAGAGUUCAAAUUCAACAGCGUAUAACUGCAGCAAUGAAUCAUUUGCAUAAAUUUGCUGGACUUGAUGAAGCUUUUACAAGCUUGUCAAAACGAACCAACAUUACUCCAGCGGGUGGGACUGUCAAAAUGACACGAAACACGUGCAGAUCGCAAGUUCUGAAUGCCUCUCUGUCACCAGAAAAUUUGGGUUAACAUAACGCAGUCCGUAAAGUGCAUCCCUCUGAUCUAACAAUAUUACAGCUUCUAUUCACCGAACUGCAGUGCGAAAGCCUUCAAUACAGCUGUCAAAAAGUUUCUUUCAUUUUUUGCAACGCGACACCGGAAUUCAGAUUUCCAUCAUUGCAAUUAGAAUGAAAAAUAAAAAAUCUAAUUCCUUAUAAUUACAACGAAUAUACGCGGAUGGUAUAUUUCAGUUCGCUGCAACCUCGGAGCAAGGUAAAGAGAACCAUUUUGGAUGGUAUCCAAGGACACACGAAAUGUACUCACCGUCGUAUUUAUGAAUUAACAUAAACGUGUAUUCCUGCAAAAUUUUCCUAAAGAAUGGUAAAAAUGAAUAAAAAAAAAAAAAAGAACGAGACACUAAAUAAAGAGAUAAAUUUUCGAGAAAUAACCGUAUACAUUGAUAAUCGAAUUUCUCAAAUUUAUGAGUUCUAAAAGAAUUGCAAUCUACGGAAACGUUACACUGGACAUAUAUGUUUUUGCCACUUUUACCUCGAUGAGAUGGUGAAAAAAACGAUAAAUGAAAUAAAAAAAAGCCUCAGUAAUUGAGUAUAUACGAAAACAGGAUUAAAAUCGCAGUUGGCAUCCGAAUGACUGGAUGACAAAUUGCGGACGCGUUUCAAUUGCCAAUUUCUCGAGGACACAAUAUAUAUAUAUACAUAUAUAUACGUGUAUAUACUAAAACACGAAGCUUUACACUAACCCUAUAAUUGUCCUUCUUGACCUGCGAGGUUCGGCACAAUCCGGAGGUCUAAAAUAAUAAUUAGAACGUGUACCGAACCCCCGGUACCAAGGGACGCCAAACCAUAUCCAGCUAUGUAAGCUCCCUGGAUCUACCGAACUUAUUUACAUUUAGAAGACUGCGAUGACGUACACCGAACAUGUUGAGACUUAGAUGAAUUCUAAGGGCCAUAAUUGUUCGCCUAAAAUGUUGCCGAUCAUUUAUUGAUCCCAUCUGUUAACCCAGCAUCAUACAGGUGUCAUUACGAGUCAUGCGAAGAUCGAUUUCUGGUAUAAUAUUGCAGAAAGAUAAUUGUUCUUUAUGUACAUCGUCGAGCAUCGAGACGGCGAUACGGGAUCGCGGUGAAAUAGUUGAUUUUAUAAUAAUGUAAUACCAGGAGAAUCGAAAUCAGCAUGAACAUUAGCCAAUGACAAAAACGACAUUCUUAGCGUCGUAUGGCAGGCAAUAUUGGUCUCUCUUAAGUGAGCUCUAAUAAUAGGAACAGUGGUAGACGACGACGACGACGACGACGACGACACAUGCCCACACCUAUGCCUUCGAUUUACGCUGGCAGCAACAGCUGUAGAAGCUAGAAGAACUCUGGAUGAGAGGCAAGAACACUGUUCGGAAG